Molecule: messenger RNA, 432 nt
Organism: Racocetra fulgida
Lineage: Eukaryota; Fungi; Glomeromycota; Glomeromycetes; Diversisporales; Gigasporaceae
Source: the annotation of a GenBank genome assembly
AUGGAAGAUCAAGGUGCUCAAUUAGCAGAGAAACUUCUAAGUUCCGGUUGGGGAGUAUCGAAAAUCCUGGAAAGUUUUGUAAAACCAGUGUUUCUAAAGAAUUCAAAGGUUCAGAAUGCUAAACUGAGCAGUGGAAAACAAUUAAAGAAACGCGUAUUGAACUUUGAAGAUAUGGAUGAGUCGUGGAGGGUUGAAAUAAUGCAAGCUACUAGUAUACUUCAUUGGUGCAUUUCUCAAACGAAGCCUUCUGAAGUCGAAUCAAUACUUGGUCUCGUUAUUCCACCAAUAUUGUCUCUUAUUGACGAUUAUGAUGUGAAAUUAAAGACCCGUGGUGUUUCUAUACUUGAGCGCCUAUUAAAAUUAGUAGAUUCUGAAACAUUUCAACCUAGUAAUACGUCGAGUCCUUCUGGAACAAAUACCAAAAGUUUGUGA